Corapipo altera (White-ruffed manakin) is the source of this 267-nucleotide messenger RNA. It is a transcript of the gene EIF1AD, whose product is annotated as eukaryotic translation initiation factor 1A domain containing. Gene Ontology annotation, cellular component: nucleus. The transcript has 2 exons. The annotation marks the transcript as partial. The record is from RefSeq and is a predicted model, not a curated record. Gene Ontology annotation, molecular function: translation initiation factor activity; RNA binding. NCBI's taxonomy places the organism in Eukaryota, Metazoa, Chordata, Aves, Passeriformes, Pipridae. Gene Ontology annotation, biological process: translational initiation.
UGUGACCCCUCUGUGACCCCCCCCCAGGUGUUGGGGACACCGGGGAACAACCUGCACGAGGUGGAGACGGCGGAGGGGACGCGGUUCCUGGCCAGCAUGCCCCCCUGCUUCAGGAAACACAUCUGGAUCAAGAGAGGUGAUUUCCUGCUCGUGGACCCCAUCGAGGAGGGGUCAAAGGUCAAGGCCGAAAUCUCGCUGGUGCUGCUCCCCCCCCACGUGCGCUCGCUGCAGCUCCAGGGGCUCUGGUAGGACCCCAAAAACAACCCC